GCUAGCCGCGAAUUGAUUUUUAAAAACCCUCAUUCUCUCUUCGAAAAUCCUUUUCAAAUGCUCCUCCUACAGAAAAGACCUCAAAAACCUUUCCAUGGAUUCCUUGUCUCCUGCUUCCUUUCAUCCCCAUUCUCCUCAAACCCUAAUCUCCAAUCCCCACAACCCCUCCCCCAAAACCCUAGAUUCAACGACCCCGAUCCCAUCUCCGAUUCGGAAACCCCACCCAUCACCAUCCGAUCCAUCUCUUCCCUACUCAUAGACACGUCUCAACGGUCUCGAAACCUCGAUGCCUUGCUCCAUGACUUCAAGCCCCAUCUCAACUCAACCCUAGUCCUGAAAAUCCUGAUGAAUUACAAACACCUGGGCAGAUCCGCUACUCUUGAUUUCUUCUCAUGGGCCGCAUCUGAAUUGAGCUUUGACCUCGACGAUUCCGUGAUCGAGUACGUGGCUGAUUUCCUGGGCCGUCGGAAGCUCUUCGAUGAUCUCAGGUGCUUGCUGUGGGCCGUCUUAUCGGCAAAGGGCCGGGUCUCGUGCCGAACAGUCUCAAUCUGUAUCCGGUUCUUGGGUCGGCAUGGGCGGACCCGAGAAGCCCUCUCCUUGUUCAAAACGAUCGAAUUCGAAUUCAAUUGCGUUCCGGAUAAUAUGGUUUUUAACAACAUGUUGUAUGUGUUGUGUAAGAAGGAGAGUCCGGGUGACUUGAUCGACAUUGCGUUUGCAAUAUUUAAGAGAAUCGAGCAUCCAGACGUGUUUUCUUACAGCAAUAUUCUCGUGGGCCUUUGUAGAUGUGGGAAAUUGGAGAGAGCCAUCAGUGUUUUUUCCGAAAUGGGUAAGAACGGUUUGGUCCCAACGAGGACCGCCAUUAACCAUCUUGUGGGAGAAUUGUGUACAUUGAGUAUGAAAGAGGAGCGUAUUGAGAAGGUUAGGGUGAGGGAUUGUCGUAGGCCAUUUGAUAUUCUAGUGCCGAAUAUCGGUGCAAGGGAUAGCUUGCGGCCUGCUCUUGAGGUUUUUUUGGCUGGUUGUGACAUGGGUAUCUUUCCUAGUGCAUUUGUUGUCAGUCGGCUUGUUUCAGAGCUUUGUCGAUUAAGGAAUAUGGAAGAAGCUGUAGAGGUUUUGAAGGUUGUUGGGGACAGGAAGAUGAGUUGUGUUGAAGAUUGUUAUGUGCUUGUCAUACAGGUUUUAUGUAAAGCUCGUAGGAUCAAAGAAGCUUGUGAUUUGUAUGAAAGGAUGGUUUCCUGUGGAUUGAAUCCUAAGCUUGAGAUCUAUCGUUCAAUCAUUUGCACUCUGUGUAAAAUGGGGAAUGUGAGUGAAGCAGAGAAGUACUUUGAGAUUAUGAACAGGAAAAGGUGCACACCUGAUAGUGUGAUGUUUACUGUGUUAAUUCAUGCAUACUGUGGUAUUCAAAAUUGGGAGGCAGCAUAUGGGCUGUUGAUGGAGAUGUUGGGUUUGGGAUGGUGUCCGCAUCACCACACUCAUAGUCUGGUGGACAGCCUUCUGAAACAACAAGGGCGGGAUGAUUUGAUGCUGAAGUUGGAGGGGAAGCUGGAAACUCAGAUGUUACACAAAUAUUGCAAAAUGGGUAAGCUUCAAGAAGCAUAUAAUAAGCUGAACUUGAUGCUUGAAAGGGGAUUUUACCCACCAAUCUACACAAGAGAGGUUUUUGAACGGGCAUUUGAGAGAUCUAGCAAGAAGAAGAUGGCUCGGGAAUUGUUAGAGAAAAUGGACAAAGUUGUUAUUGGAAGUAACCCCCAGACCUAAACAGAGUUAAGAUAUGCAUGCUAUGAUUUCUAUGAAGUACAUCCUAGAAAUCGGUUUCGAUUGAUGA
Molecule: messenger RNA, 1822 nt
Organism: Magnolia sinica
Lineage: Eukaryota; Viridiplantae; Streptophyta; Magnoliopsida; Magnoliales; Magnoliaceae
Product: pentatricopeptide repeat-containing protein At5g65560-like
Exons: 1
Coding region: 58-1755 (565 amino acids)
Molecular function (GO): protein binding
Source: RefSeq, a predicted model, not a curated record